Messenger RNA from Penicillium macrosclerotiorum, 288 nucleotides. RefSeq lists its product as uncharacterized. The coding region runs from base 1 to 288 and encodes 95 amino acids. Lineage: Eukaryota; Fungi; Ascomycota; Eurotiomycetes; Eurotiales; Aspergillaceae. The transcript is spliced from 2 exons. The record is from RefSeq and is a predicted model, not a curated record.
AUGGUGUUCCAGCUGUUAGCAUUAAGAGAGCUGGAGCUCCUGCAGAGUCCUUUUUCCAUCAGAUGGUCGGUCGAGUCCACCGGCGUGUGCAGCAAGUCCGUCAUGGGAUCCCACCCGAGGAAUCCCGGACCACCCUGGAGGGUAACGGUAUGUCGCGGCAGAGGGCCAAGCCCUGUGUUGGAAUAUCCAUUGAUUUCUCGUCCAGAAUCCAACAUGAACAAAUUUGUGGCAUACUUCAAGGAGGAAUUAAAGGAUCAAAUGAAAGGCAAACCUCCGAACAAGCUGUGA